Messenger RNA from Sorex fumeus (smoky shrew), 1506 nucleotides. It is a transcript of the gene UBE2M, whose product is annotated as ubiquitin conjugating enzyme E2 M. The transcript has 6 exons. The coding region runs from base 569 to 1120 and encodes 183 amino acids. NCBI's taxonomy places the organism in Eukaryota, Metazoa, Chordata, Mammalia, Eulipotyphla, Soricidae. The record is from RefSeq and is a predicted model, not a curated record.
GCACAGCGCGGCCAGGCGGGCCGAGCCGAAGCGGCCGGCGGAAGUCUCCGAAGCGUGGGGCCCCGGGGCCGUUGCGGACCUCCACGCCGAAGCCGGUACUGCCGCGGAAGCCGGACCUCCUCCAGGACACGGCCUCCACCGCCGCGGCCGCCCCUUCCAUCCACCUCGCGCCAUAGCCCCCUCGCGGAGGGAUCGAGCGAGCGGGAAAGCGACACGGCCCGAGAGUCCCGCCGCGGCGACGGCGGCCCGGCCCGAGGAGACCUGAGCGGGCAAAGGGGAGGAGGGAGCGGCCGCUGGGGGCGGGGACGGGCGCGUCCGAGAAAAGCCGAGUCGGCCCGAGAACAGCCGAGCGAGUCCGAGGCGACGGGCCAGGCCGGAGCCCGAGUACGGGAGCCGACGCGGGCCGCGCGCUGGGCGCGGAGCGGCACGGCAGGCCGGGUGGACGGCUGUAGCAGCGGAGGAGGCCGCGGGUGCGGGUCCAAGUGGCGGAGGCGGUGCGGCCGGCAGCGGGGAACCGGGUGGCCGGGGUCCCGGGCCCCGCGGCGGCGGUAGCGGCGGCGGCGGCAGGAUGAUCAAGCUGUUCUCGCUGAAGCAGCAGAAGAAGGAGGAGGAGUCGGCCGGCGGCACCAAGGGCAGCAGCAAGAAGGCGUCGGCAGCUCAGCUGCGGAUCCAGAAAGACAUAAACGAACUGAACCUGCCCAAGACGUGUGACAUCAGCUUCUCAGACCCCGAUGACCUCCUCAACUUCAAGCUGGUUAUCUGUCCUGAUGAGGGCUUCUACAAGAGUGGGAAGUUUGUGUUCAGUUUUAAGGUGGGCCAGGGUUACCCGCAUGACCCCCCCAAGGUGAAGUGUGAGACGAUGGUCUAUCACCCCAACAUUGACCUAGAGGGCAACGUCUGCCUCAACAUUCUCAGAGAGGAUUGGAAGCCAGUCCUUACGAUAAACUCCAUAAUUUAUGGCCUGCAGUAUCUCUUCUUGGAGCCCAACCCUGAAGACCCGCUGAACAAAGAGGCCGCGGAGGUCCUGCAGAACAACCGGCGGCUGUUUGAGCAGAAUGUGCAGCGCUCCAUGCGGGGAGGCUAUAUUGGCUCCACCUACUUCGAGCGCUGCCUGAAAUAAGGUUCGCGCACAUCCGCCCCUGCCAGGGCCACCAGCCCCGGCGUCCCCUGAAAAUAUUUAUUGGGGGCCACAGGUGGGGGCGUGGGGCAGCCUGUGGUGGAAGCCCAUGCCCUGGCCUUGUCUCCUCUCCCUUCCACCCACUCCUAGUUACCUUUUUAUUUUUAACCACCAUGUGAUUAAGGUCGGAGCAGCCUUCCCACAACUCACUCGAUGAUGGGAAAUGAAUUGGCUUGCCUAUCCCCCAGCUGCGUGCUGUCCAGCCCCCGCCCCCACUCUGGGCUCUGGGAGAGGUGGCUGAAAGGACUGGGUGGACAAGGUCUGGGCACCCCACCCACCCCUCCACCACUGGAGGUCCCACCAGGCUAUUAAAGGGGAAUGUUACUGCA